UUCUCCUCUUCCCAUCCCUCCCCCAGAUCCCAUCCCAUCUCUCUCUUUCUCUCUCUUUUCCCCCGCUGCGCGCGCACCAAAUACAAAUCGCCCCCGACCAAUCCGAACGCUCGAAUCUCAGGGUUUUCCGGUCGAUGGCGGAGGCGCCGGCGAGCCCCGGUGGCGGCGGAGGCAGCCACGAGAGCGGCGGCGAGCAGAGCCCCCGAUCCAACGUCCGCGAGCAGGAUCGCUUCCUCCCCAUCGCCAACAUCAGCCGCAUCAUGAAGAAGGCCCUCCCCGCCAACGGCAAGAUCGCCAAGGACGCCAAGGAGACCGUCCAGGAGUGCGUCUCCGAGUUCAUCAGCUUCAUCACCAGCGAGGCGAGCGAUAAAUGCCAGAGGGAGAAGAGGAAGACGAUCAAUGGUGAUGAUUUGCUCUGGGCGAUGGCGACGUUGGGUUUCGAGGAUUACAUCGAGCCGCUGAAAUUGUACCUGCAGAAAUAUAGAGAGAUGGAGGGUGAUAGUAAGGUAUCUGCAAAAGGUGGAGACAACUCUGCUAGGAGAGAUGCAGUAGGUCCUCAAGGUGGAGCUCAACCUGGUCCAAGUACCCAAGGGCAGAUUGGUCAGCAAGGAUCUUCUCAGGUCAUGAACUAUAUGCAACCUCAGUUCCAUAAUGGGGAUAUCUCGAGUUGAAUGAUUAUGGGCCUAUUCCUGCUAGUUUUUCUUCAUUUCAGUAACUGGUAUGGAACCAUGGUCUUUGUGGAAGGAAUUGACCUGCUGGGUCUCAGGCUAUUUUGCAACUAAAACUGAUGACGGAUCGUCUUAGCAUGCUAGUAUCAUCAUCUUUUGGUUUGUAAAUUAAUUUGGAUGAAAUAGUCUGGACUUGGGGUAGUGUUCAGAAACAUGAUCCAUGUUUGUCUUCUUUGUUUGUGCAUAUAUGGAUGUCAUAUUUAUUGCUCAUUACUUUCCUUUAGCUAAGUUAAAUAUUUGAUGACCAUGUAGUUUCAGUUAAUAUCAAUGUGUCUGUUCAGAA
This is a messenger RNA of Phoenix dactylifera (date palm), 1011 nucleotides long. The record is from RefSeq and is a predicted model, not a curated record. Lineage: Eukaryota; Viridiplantae; Streptophyta; Magnoliopsida; Arecales; Arecaceae.